Messenger RNA from [Torrubiella] hemipterigena, 399 nucleotides. The record is from the annotation of a GenBank genome assembly. Lineage: Eukaryota; Fungi; Ascomycota; Sordariomycetes; Hypocreales; Clavicipitaceae.
AUGCCUAACAACUGCAAAGAACUCCGCGACGCUCUUGCGCAAUGUCUCCAAGAAUCAGACUGCGUCAUGGUCAACCGCAACUCGGCAGCCGAAUGCCUUCGCGAACCCCUUUCCGAUACCCUCCCCAUUAAGUGCCUCCAGCUCAAGAAGGGCUUUGGCGACUGCAAGCGCGGCCUGGUCGAUAUGCGCAAACGCUUCCGUGGCAACACCCCCGUGAACUACACAUCCAUCACGAGCGACGGCGAAAAAGACGCCGGAUACCAGCUGUACGGCGGCAAGUCGGCAUUCAGUGGCGGCGUUAAAGAGACGAGCGGAAACGAGCCUAUUCCUCAGGACUGGAGAGAGCUGGAGAACGAAAAGUAUCGCGCCGAACUCGAGGCUCUGGCCAGGAAGAAGUGA